Molecule: messenger RNA, 3068 nt
Organism: Phoenix dactylifera (date palm)
Lineage: Eukaryota; Viridiplantae; Streptophyta; Magnoliopsida; Arecales; Arecaceae
Product: protein NBR1 homolog
Molecular function (GO): zinc ion binding; protein binding
Source: RefSeq, a predicted model, not a curated record
CUCAUGAAAUCGUGUUUUCUGGCCGACGAAGGCAAUCGGCAAUAAAAGCCGGGAAACGACUGAGGGCUCACUCGGCCACCUUUCCCUUCCAGGGCUGGCGAAUGCGCGUCCUCUUGGAUUCCAACUCCUCCUCGAUCUCUCUGUAUCUCUAACGAUUCCCCUUUCUCCACUAUUCAUCCAUCUCUCCCCGAUUUAGGCUCUAGGAUUAGGGUUUAUUUCGUCGCGGUUCGAUCCUGCGGCUCACGGAUACGCUGGCUCGAUCGAUCUUUCCCUUCUCCCGCGUUGUUUCACCAGAGAUGGAGCGUCCUCGCGACUGGGAAUUGGUGAUCAAGGUCAAAUAUGGUGAUACUCUUAAGCGAUUUGGUGCUCGUGUCCAUGGAUUUAGUAUGGAUUACGAUAUGAACAAACUCAGAUCAAAGAUUAUUAGUUCUUUCAAUCUCAGCUCAGAUGCUGAGCUAAUUCUUACCUAUACUGAUGAAGAUGGUGACAUUGUAACACUGGGUGAUGAUGAUGACCUGCAUGAUGCUGUUGUUGGUCAGCGUUUGAACCCUCUCCGGAUUAAUGUUCAGCUGAAGUCUGGUAGUGGUAGACGUUUUGAUCUAGAAUCUCAGACAGCAAAACCUGCUCCCGAAAUGUCAUCACAAAUCAAAAAUCGACAACCCCAGAUUAGUUUUGCUCUUGAUGAAGCACUGAAAUCUCUUCCUGAGCCAUGCGGUGCACUUUCAAAUCUCUCUCAGGAUUUCUUCUUAAAAACUGUGUCAUCUGCACCUGCAUUUGCUGAGUUUAUGGACUAUUUCUCCAAACUGGGAUUAUCCAAUGCUAAUCUGCCUUCUAGCAGUCCCAUUGGUGACUCAUCAGACACAUCCACUGGUGCAUCAGCUCAAACAAUGGAUGUUAAUAUUGGUGAUGGGCCAAAAGUUUUAAAUGAUUCAGCUUCACUAUCAACUGUAAUACCAAAUACUCAUACUGCUGAUCCAGUUUCAGAAGUCAUGCAAAAGCAUCGUGAAAGUGAUUAUGUGAACUCAGGUGGAAGGGUCAAAAUUCCUGUUGAUCUUAAUACAGAUAUUCCUACAAAUCCACACACGCCAGGAUAUCCCUCAAUUGAUGAUUUACUGACCCCCACUUUGCCUGAGACCCAGGUCCCCAUCUUGGCAACUAAUGAUGAUAUAAACCAUGAUAAAGAAAGCAGUGAUGCUCAUCGUAAAGGAAAAUCUGUUAUAUCUGCUGCUCCUUUCUCUAUGCCUCCUGUUGAUCACACUGCAGAGCACAGUUCACAGAAUUAUGAGACACAGAACCCAUUUCUUGCACCGAAUUAUGGAAUUACUGAAACCAUGAGUGGUGAUAACAGCAAACCGCUUCCUGUUGGCAUGGGCCCUUCAGCAUCAAAUCAUGGAUUCGGUUCUCCAGUUGAUGUCCCUACCAACAAGCAUAUCAGCGCAUUUACAUCUUAUGUGCCUCUGCCAGGUGGUUUCUUCCCUAUUGGCCAUCAGUACAGGAAGGGUGAUGGAUACCAUGAAAGUACGCUUCGAACUUUCCACAGGGGCGUCCAAUGUGAUGGCUGUGGAAUGCAUCCCAUCAUUGGUCCGCGGUUCAAGUCCAAUGUGAAAGAGGACUAUGAUUUGUGCAGUAUUUGUUUCUCAGAGAUGGGUAAUGAAGCUGAUUAUACCAGAGUAGACAGAGCUUCUCCCAUUUCUCACAGACUGUACAACGACUUCUACAAUACCCACUCUAGAUAUCUGCUUCCUUCAUCACAUGCUGCUCAUGGUUGGGGGAUGAGACCACUAAGGGCAAAACUGGAAAGUUGCUUUAUUCGAGAUGUUACUGUCCUGGAUGGAACUCUGAUGCCUCCUUCUACACCAUUUACUAAGAUUUGGCGGAUGUGCAAUAAUGGCAUCACCCCAUGGCCCUGCGGUACACAGCUUUUGUGGGUUGGUGGAGAUAAAUUUGCAAAUCGCCGCUCGGUUCAGUUGGAGAUUCCAGUAAAUGGCUUCCCUGUGGAGACAGAGAUUGACAUAGCUGUUGACUUCACCGCACCAUCAAGGGCUGGUCGGUAUGUUUCAUACUGGAGAUUGGCAUCACCCUCUGGACAGAAGUUUGGGCAACGAGUUUGGGUUCUUAUCCAGGUGGAUAUGUCUCGGUCAAUUUCUUCUAGCGGCAACUUCCCAACUGAUCUCAACUUGAACCUGCCUCCUGAAAGUAGUGGACAAAAUGAGUUAGGAAUCAUUGAUGUGAAUGCUGAGCCCUUGGAUGGUGUUGGUUCAGAACCCAGUUUCCCAAGCACAACCAGUGAGUUGGUUAAACCGUUGGCUACUGAAAUCCCAAUUACAAGUGCAGAGCCUGCUACCAGCGAUGCAAUUGCACAGCCUGUGCCUGCUGUGGAUAUCUCAGUGUCAUAUCCUCUUAUUGAUUUCCGGGCAUCUUCAUUCGAUGCAUCUCCGGUAGCUGCUGUGCCACCUUCCGACAACCCAGUAGAGCAGACCCUGCUGAAGACGCUGGAAGAGAUGGGCUUCAAACAGAUUGACUUGAACAAGGAGGUUCUGAGGCUGAAUGACUACAACCUGGAGCAAUCUGUUGCCAAUCUCUUGGACGUUAAACGGAUUGACUUAAACAAGAAGGUUCUAAGGUCGAAAGAGUACAACCUGGAGCAAUUUGUUGAUGAUCUGUGUGACUCUGCUGAAUGGGAUCCUCUUCUUGCUGAGCUGCAGGAAAUGGGUUUUUCUGACAACGAUAUUAACAAGAAGCUGCUGAUAAAGAAUGGUGGAAGCAUCAAGCGAGUUGUGUUAGAUCUCAUUUCCGGAGAGAGGCGUGAGUAGCAUGCAUAUAUAUUACAAUCUGUAAAUAUUUGGGCAUGCACAGUAAAGAGGGACAUGGUCUAGUUGUCCUAUUUGCUAUUCUUAUAUGGGCUACCGAAUUGAAGACGUGUGGGCAUGCUUAAUGUCAUGGAUGAAACAUUAUUGUCUAUCAUCCAUCUAGCAUGCCAGCUGCUAUUAAUCUUUGAGUUGAUCAUUAGCUUUGCUAAUAUUUGCUACAUUUUCAUGAAAAAAUAUGAUCUUAAUAUGUUAUUGUCU